This is a messenger RNA of Lobosporangium transversale, 399 nucleotides long. RefSeq lists its product as hypothetical. The record is from RefSeq and is a predicted model, not a curated record. NCBI's taxonomy places the organism in Eukaryota, Fungi, Mortierellomycota, Mortierellomycetes, Mortierellales, Mortierellaceae. The coding region runs from base 59 to 265 and encodes 68 amino acids. The transcript has a single exon.
CUGCACUGUAGGCGUUUCGCCUCUUUGUCUUCAAGUUGUCUCUUGCUCUCUCUCCCCAAUGUACACUUCGGGUUUCUCCCUUUUCGUUCUUCCUCUCAUACUUCUUGUAAUGACGAAACAUAAAAAGGAAAAGAAGGAAAGCUCUAUGAGACAUUUUUUUAUUUCUCAAAUCCUUUUCCUUGCACAUCCCUGCCACUCUUGGAAGUAUUCUAGAAAGAAAACUAAUAAGAAAAAAAAGAAAAAUAAAAAGGAGAAAAGACAAUGAAAUGAUGGGCCCUUUUUUUUUUUUUUUUUUGUGAUCAAUAAUAAAAACCUUUGGUUUUUAGAAAGCUGGACCGUGCCGUUGAACUGUGGUUUGUUGUUUACGUUUUGGAGGAAUGCUGUGUUUAAUUGUAAAAA